CUUGAAUCCAGCCAGUUGUCUGUGUGACCUUGAAACAUCCGAAUCAAUUGAAUUUCAAUUUACAACCAAUCAAAAACCUUAUAGUUACUAUACAUGUUUGUUUAAAUACGGAACUAAAUAAAUUGGCCUAGUUUGUAAUCCCAAUCAAGUGAAUACCACAAAUUACUGCGAUUUAAUAAUGCCGCUGACUUCACGUUCACCUUACGAUAGCAAAACACUGCUUGCUAAAUAUUAUGAUUUGCCUCAACCUGAUGACACCAUCCAGGUCAUGUACGUAUGGAUAGACGGAAGUGGAGAAAAUUUACGAUGUAAGACAAUGACUUUGACAGAGGAACCCAAACUUCCAGAAGACUGUCCAAUGUGGAAUUUCGAUGGAAGUAGUACAGGUCAAGCUGAAGGUUCCAAUUCUGAUGUUUAUUUAAAACCAUGUGCAAUCUUUCGUGAUCCAUUUCGUGGCGGUAAAAAUAAAUUAGUCUUAUGUGAAACUUAUGAUUAUGAUAAGAAACCACAUGCUUCAAAUCAUCGAUAUCAUUGUAAUCUUGUCAUGGAGAAAGCAAAAUCUCAUCAACCAUGGUUUGGUAUUGAACAAGAAUAUGCUCUAUUAGAUAUUGAUGGUUAUCCAUUACAAUGGCCUAAAAAUGGUUUUCCUGCACCUCAAGGACCUUAUUAUUGUUCUGUUGGAGCGGGUAAAGCACAUGGUCGUGAUAUACCUGAAGCUUUAUACAGGGCUUGUAUGUAUGCAGGAGUUAAAAUUUGUGGUAGUAAUGCAGAAGUUAUGCCAUCACAAUGGGAAUUUCAAGUUGGACCAUGUGAAGGUGUCUCAGCUGGGGAUCAUUUAUGGAUGGCUAGAUUUAUAUUACAUCGUGUCGCCGAAGAUUUUGGAGUUAUUGUUUCACUUGAUCCAAAACCAAUGCCUGGGAAUUGGAAUGGUUCUGGAGCGCAUACAAAUUAUUCAACUAUUGCUAUGAGAAAUCCGAAAUCAGGAUUACAAGUUAGAUAGUAGCUAGCAGUGAGAUCUAGGACGUGCGUUAUGUCCUAUUUGAAACUCACCAGCUAGAUAUAUCCGCACCUACGUGUUGAUUUUCACACCAGGACUAGAAAAUCAGCGUCAAACUAGAUCAGUUGGAAGAGGAUAAAAACAAAAUUAUCACAGAAACACAAUACAGAUGACGCCGCUUCAGAUAAUAAACCAAUAUUACCAGGGUAGGUUUUACAUUGUGGUUCGUAUAUCAGUAAUUAUCUGGUCAGAUUAUCAAGAAUAUAUUACACCAAUAUAUUACCUAAUGUUAAAAAACUUUGCCUUUUCAUUGCACCAUUCAAAUUUAUCUAAGUAUCUAAGUGCUUUAGAACAUUUGUCAACGUAGUUUUGCUUCGCAUGAAUUCUAGAUCUUCUAAAAUGUUUUUCCAGUUAUGGUGAUUAUUUGAAAAGAAACAAUCACGUGCUUUUGAAGGUGAAGGUCGUUUCUCUCGAUCACAUGAACAAGUGGGGAAUAUUUUGUAAAAGUACGACCUGAGUCAAACAAGGAAACUAAUUUCUUUGUUAACUGAUUUCAUGGUCACUAAAAUAAUUUAAUAGGCUAUUCGAUAUGUGUUUACAGUUGGAAUGACGAUUGUUAAACAUUGUUGUUAAACAGUGUAUCGUCCAAAAAAGUGCCGUUUAACAACAAAUCUGAAACACUAGUCGAAAUCAACUGAAGUACUAGCUAAAUUCUGAGAAUAUACAAAUCUAUUUCCCAACUUAAUUCGAUACCGGACGUUAGCUUAAACCACAUACCAUGUGGUCACUACUACUGUUCAGUCACUGACUGCAAAGUUUUCAGUCUCAGUCAAUUACUGACACAGCUUACUCAUUUGUUUGUUCUAUUAGUUUCAACUCAUUAUUUUCAAUAUUAAGGGUCAAUCAGAAGUGGCCAAACGAGGCUACUUUCUGACAAUUGGAAUUGUUUUAAAGUACACCAUUGGUCAAGAAAUGGUUUCAUUUUCUAAGGCGAAGGAAUAUACAUAUAUAAAUGGGUAUUUGUGUGAUUCGGUAGACAAUUAGCUUUUCUCUUCUACUUUAGCCUUCUCGCUCAAGUAGUUAGUUUCGGGAAUUAGCACGUACUAUGAUCAGAUGUCGGACAGCGCUCAUUAUAAGUUUUCAAACAAAUUUCUAUGAAAUCCGUUACUUGGUAAGCCUCUAAUCACCCCGGUACUCGUAUGAGAGCGAUGAUAUACAACUUCAAAAAUAAGACUAAACGAAAAUGCUGUUGCCUCAGUACUCCUUAAGUUCUAACAGGUGUUCACAUAAAAUUACUUACUUACUUACACCCGUUACCCCCAAUGGAGCAUAAGCCGCCGGCCAGCAUUCUCCAACCUACUCCGACUGGAGCCCCUCUGGGGCUACUGCCACUUCCAAGCCCGGAUAAGGGAGCACGGUUGGGAAUGAGGUUGACGACCUCAUCCCAUAACAACACUUACUCAGAAAACAUAAUUCAAAUAAAAUUAAUCACAACUAAAUACAAACAGUCUAUCAAAAUUUACUUUUCCGGUCAAACC
Messenger RNA from Schistosoma turkestanicum, 2535 nucleotides. The record is from the annotation of a GenBank genome assembly. NCBI's taxonomy places the organism in Eukaryota, Metazoa, Platyhelminthes, Trematoda, Strigeidida, Schistosomatidae.